CCUGUUUAGUCGGUAUCAACAUCAUUAAUUAUUUAACAUUUAUACUCAUUCUAGCUCACAAUAUAGUGUAAAUAGUAUAAAUUGUGUAAAUAUACCAAUAACAAUGGUGAUCCGAUUAAUAAGUUACAGUUUUCCCUGUUUAACAAAACACAACGCCAUAAUAGGACAAACAAAACUUUUCUCAAAUAAAAAAUUGUAUUAUAACAAUUUAUUAUCAAAAUGUCAACCUAUUGUUGGAGCAAGAUUCAAUAGUGGUAACAGUAUAGAGCGGGCUCAAGCAAAAAAAAAUAUUCCUCAAGCAAAGUCUGUUAUUACACCUGUAAAAAAUCCAUUAAUUGUUGAUGGAGUUACCGGUAACAAACCUGGUCAACAAAAACGUAAUUGUUUUCACCCCGGAGUAUCUAACCUAGGUGAAGAAACUUUGACAUCAAAAGAUAGUUCACCGGUAACAAGUUCUGAUAUGAUAAAAGGAAUGCUUAGUUAUAUUUGGCCAAAAGAUGAUCCAGAAAUACGUAAAAGAGUUAAAUUGGCUGUUGGUUUGUUAGCCGGUUCAAAGAUAGUUAGUGUUUCAGUCCCAUUUUUCUUUAAACAUGCCAUUGAUAAGAUCAAUGCUGAAUCAGUAGCUGCUGGAGGUGAUGCCCUUCUUAAUUUAAGUACGGCUCCAGAUACAAUAUCUACUGUUGUAACUUCACUUCUUCUAGGGUACGGAAUAGCUCGUUGCAGUGCUGCUGGAUUUAACGAAUUGAGGAAUGCUGUGUUUUCAAAAGUUGCACAAAAUUCAAUUCGUAAAAUAGCUAAAAAUGUUUUCUUCCAUCUUCACAAUCUUGAUAUGUCUUUUCAUUUGACGAGACAAACAGGAGCAUUAUCCAAGACAAUUGACCGAGGAAGUCGUGGAAUUAAUUUUGUUUUAUCAGCAAUGGUUUUUAAUGUUGUACCAACUAUAUUUGAAUUAGCUCUAGUCAGUACCAUAUUAGGAAUUAACUGUGGAAUUGAGUAUUCAGCUAUUUCUUUAGGAUGCGUUGGUAUUUAUGCUGCCUUUACUCUUGGGGUUACGCAAUGGAGGACCAAGUUUCGCGUUUACAUGAAUAAAGCAGAAAAUGAAGCUGGUAAUAAAGCUAUUGAUUCACUUAUUAAUUAUGAAACCGUUAAGUAUUUUAAUAAUGAAAAAUUUGAAGUUGAAAGAUAUGAUUCAUCACUUAAAAAAUACGAAGAAGCAUCAUUAAAAACAAGCACCAGUUUAGCAUUACUUAAUUUUGGACAAAAUUUUAUUUUUAGCGGAGCUCUAACAUUGAUUAUGUUAAUGGCUGCAAAAAAUAUAGCUAAUGGAACGAUGACUGUUGGUGAUUUAGUCAUGGUCAAUGGAUUACUAUUUCAAUUGUCAGUUCCUUUGGGAUUUUUAGGCUCUGUUUAUCGAGAAGUUAGACAAGCAUUGAUUGACAUGCAAACAAUGUUUUCAUUAAUGGCACGACCGCCGGCUAUCCAAAAUCUACCUAAUGCAAAACCCUUCGUUGUUUCACCUGCAACAUCAACCAUUGUUUUUGAUAAUGUUAAUUUCCAAUACGUUCCAGGAAAAUCAAUAUUAGAUAAUAUUUCUUUCACAAUACCAAGUGGAAAAAAAAUUGCCAUCGUAGGUGGAUCUGGAUCAGGUAAAACAUCGAUAGUGAGAUUAUUAUACAGAUUUUUUGAACCACAAAAGGGUAACAUUUUGAUAAACGAUCAAAAUAUUUGCGGUGUAAAUUUACAGGAAUUGAGACAAGCUAUUUCUAUUGUACCUCAAGAUUCAGUAUUAUUUCAUGAUACUAUUUAUUACAAUUUGAGUUAUGGAAAUUUAAAUAAAAGUAAAGAUGAAGUUUAUGAAGCAGCAGCAAUGGCUAAUUUACAUGACAUCAUCCUCCAAUGGCCUAAAGGAUAUGAGACUCCGGUUGGUGAAAGAGGGUUGAAAUUGAGCGGUGGUGAAAAACAAAGAGUAGCAAUUGCUCGAGCUAUUUUAAAAAAUAGUCCGAUAUUGAUAUUUGACGAGGCUACAUCAGCUUUAGAUUCAAUUACGGAAAUGCAUAUUUUGGAUGCAUUAAGACGUGCAACUAUGGGACGAACAUCGAUUGUUAUUGCUCACCGGUUGUCGACAGUUAUGGAUGCAGAUGAAAUUUUAGUUUUAGAAAAUGGAAAAGUUGCUGAUAGAGGAACACACCAAGAAUUGUUACAGAAAUCCCAAUCUGUAUAUAAGCAAUUCUGGAAUGUUCAGCAUUUGGGUGUCAUUGAUUCUUCCGAAAAAAGUAAUACUGAAAUAAACAGUUAAAGAAGUGUAAUCAAUUAUAAAACAUUUCUCAUUUUAGCAUUUAACAAUAAUAAUAAAUAAAUAAAAUAAAUGUAUAUUCAUUGUAAUAAGUUAUAAAAUAGUUGACAAUUAUGG
This is a messenger RNA of Cotesia congregata, 2410 nucleotides long. The record is from the annotation of a GenBank genome assembly. Lineage: Eukaryota; Metazoa; Arthropoda; Insecta; Hymenoptera; Braconidae.